CUUCGGUCGCUCGGCGGCCGACAGUACAUUGCGAAACAGCGUACAGGACAGGUCGCGCACAGGUUGAUAAUUUGGGCAAAACUUAGCAAACCGUGAGCAAUCGAAGGAGCGUAGAUUUUCAAUAAUGCGUGUUGCAAUCAUCUUUGUUGCCAUUUUGGCGGUCGUUUGUGCGUUGCCGGCAGAGAAAAAUGCCAAAUGCAAACAAGUUUGUACCGCUGACUAUACGCCGGUUUGUGGCGCACCUAAGGACGGCAAGGGCAGUACCAUCACCUUUGGCAACAGUUGCGUAAUGGAGAAGGUCAACUGUGAAUCCAAUAAAGAUUACAUUCUAAAGAGUCAGGGAGAGUGUGGAGACAAGAGCCCUGUGCGUCUUUCUUGAUGCGAUAAUCCGGUCUGCUACCGAUAGAUCCAGUGACCUCCUCUUUUACCACAUUCAUAUUCGGAUGGCCUUCGCGUAAGGUCCAGCACACUGGCUGGUCCGUCUAUUUUUGAACCUUGACAAUAAAAAAAAGCUAUUAACAAACGCAA
Anopheles aquasalis is the source of this 528-nucleotide messenger RNA. Its product is annotated as turripeptide OL11-like. Lineage: Eukaryota; Metazoa; Arthropoda; Insecta; Diptera; Culicidae. Gene Ontology annotation, molecular function: protein binding. The record is from RefSeq and is a predicted model, not a curated record.